Molecule: messenger RNA, 1772 nt
Organism: Phragmites australis (common reed)
Lineage: Eukaryota; Viridiplantae; Streptophyta; Magnoliopsida; Poales; Poaceae
Product: shaggy-related protein kinase GSK1
Exons: 12
Coding region: 182-1381 (399 amino acids)
Biological process (GO): protein phosphorylation; signal transduction
Cellular component (GO): cytoplasm
Molecular function (GO): protein serine/threonine kinase activity; ATP binding
Source: RefSeq, a predicted model, not a curated record
AGCACCUCCCAACCUGUCCAAAGCUCCUCCUCACCCGCGGCCCGACCGGUCAAAAGCACGGCACGCCACGGCACGGCACACCAGCAUCCCAUUCCGACUCCCCAAGCGAACCACUCCGCAGCCGCAGUGGAGCAGCAGCGAGGGGCGCCCUCUCUUCGUCCCCACCCCCAGCCCACCACCCAUGGAGGCGCCGCCGGGGCCGGAGCCCAUGGAGCUGGACGCGGCCCCCCCGCCAGCCGCCGAGGCGGCCCCCGCCGGCAGCGAGAAGAAGAAGGAGGAGGGGGGAGAAGCAGUGACGGGCCACAUCAUCUCCACCACCAUCGGCGGGAAGAACGGGGAGCCGAAGCGGACGAUUAGCUACAUGGCAGAGCGGGUCGUGGGUACAGGUUCAUUUGGGAUCGUCUUCCAGGCUAAGUGUUUGGAGACCGGGGAGACGGUGGCCAUCAAGAAGGUGUUGCAGGAUCGGCGUUACAAGAACCGCGAGCUGCAACUUAUGCGCGCAAUGGGACAUCCCAACGUCAUCUGUCUGAAGCACUGCUUCUUCUCGACGACGAGCAGGGACGAGCUGUUCCUGAACCUUGUCAUGGAAUACGUGCCUGAGACGCUGUAUCGUGUGCUUAAGCACUACAGCAAUGCGAACCAGAGGAUGCCUCUUAUCUACGUCAAGCUUUACAUGUAUCAGCUUUUUAGAGGGCUAGCGUAUAUUCAUACUGUUCCAGGAGUCUGCCACAGGGACGUAAAGCCACAAAAUGUUUUGGUCGAUCCUCUCACUCACCAAGUCAAGCUCUGUGACUUUGGAAGUGCAAAAGUCCUGGUUCCUGGUGAACCCAAUAUAUCAUACAUAUGCUCUCGUUAUUAUCGUGCCCCGGAGCUCAUAUUUGGUGCAAUCGAGUAUACAACUUCUAUAGACAUAUGGUCAGCUGGAUGUGUUCUCGCAGAAUUACUUCUUGGUCAGCCACUGUUUCCCGGAGAGAGUGCGGUUGAUCAGCUAGUAGAGAUAAUCAAGGUCCUUGGUACUCCAACUCGUGAGGAAAUUCGAUGCAUGAACCCCAACUAUACCGAGUUUAAGUUCCCUCAGAUAAAGGCUCAUCCGUGGCACAAGAUUUUCCACAAGAGAAUGCCUCCUGAAGCUAUUGACCUUGCUUCUCGUCUCCUCCAGUAUUCACCAAGCCUUCGCUGCUCUUCUCUUGAUGCAUGUGCACACCCCUUCUUCGAUGAGCUCCGGGCACCGAAUGCACGCUUGCCAAAUGGGCGUCCAUUCCCUCCUCUCUUCAAUUUCAAGCAUGAACUAGCAAAUGCCUCUCCGGACCUCAUCAACAGGCUGGUACCGGAACAUGUUAGACGGCAAAACGGCCUGAACUUUGGGCAUACUGGGAGCUAGGAGGAGGGCACUUCCAUGCCCAGCUUUUUGUUCGCUCGUUGACUUCCAUGCCCUACUUCAUGUUUCAAGUUUGGAGAGACCGACCCAGCAGCAGCAGAGAAGUAUAAUUAUGUAAAUUAUCUGACCGUAAAAUCCCCGCCAGUGUUAAGUACUUGACGGGGCUUGUUGCCGGGGGGGGGGGGGGGGUGGCGGGAGUAGGUAAGGUAAGAAUGCAGGAGGGUGGAGACAGGUUUAAUGCUAGGCUAUUUUUGUUUCUUGCCAUUCUGUAGUGUUUGCUGGUACUUCCCUGCAGUAGUGUAGCUGCUCCUUUUUUUGUUCGUUCUCCAUGAUGUAAAUGAUCACCACCCAACUGUAGUGACUGUUGUUUCGUUACAUGGUGAUUCCCCAGAUC